GAGAGCUGAGCUGCACCGAAGUGAGAGGACACGGGUUUCUCUGCUUAUUCUCACUGUUGGAGUCGGGUACUAUCCCAGGUGCUGCAUACGAGAAAGAAGAAUUGUUGCAGAAUUUAUUGGGGCAGAUUGCUGAGCAGUUCUCGAGUGGAAGGCCUGAAAGUAGUGGAGAUUGAGAAAUGCAAGAGCGACAUUAAAAAGAUGAGGGAGGAAAUGGCAGCAAGAAGCAGCAGGACUAACUGUCCCUGCAAGUACAGCUUUUUGGAUGAAAACAAGAGGCUAACUCCCCGGCGGGAUGUACCAUCCUACCCAAAGUACAUGCUGUCCCAGGAGACCAUAGAAGCCCUUCGGAAACCAACCUUUGACGUCUGGCUGUGGGAGCCCAAUGAGAUGCUGAGUUGUUUGGAGCAUAUGUACCAUGAUCUUGGGUUGGUAAAAGACUUCAACAUCAAUCCUAUCACAUUAAAGAGGUGGCUACUGUGUAUUCAUGACAAUUACAGAAACAACCCCUUUCAUAAUUUCCGGCACUGCUUCUGCGUGACCCAGAUGAUGUACAGCAUGAUCUCACUCUGCAGCCUCCAGGAGAAAUUUUCCCAAAUUGACAUCUUGAUUCUCAUGACUGCAGCGGUAUGCCAUGACUUGGACCAUCCGGGCUAUAAUAAUACCUAUCAGAUAAAUGCACGAACUGAGCUUGCAGUACGCUACAAUGACAUCUCCCCGCUGGAGAACCACCACUGUGCUGUGGCUUUUCAGAUCAUUUCCCAGCCAGAAUACAACAUUUUCUCCAAUGUCGACCAGGACCAAUUCAAACAGAUAAGACAGGGGAUAAUUACGUUAAUCCUGGCUACAGACAUGGCGAGACAUGCAGAAAUACUGGAUUCUUUCAAGGAGAAAAUGGAAAAUUUUGAUUAUUCAAAUGAAGAGCACAUGACAUGUCUGAAGAUGGUACUGAUAAAAUGCUGUGAUAUCUCCAAUGAAGUCCGCCCGAUGGAAGUAGCAGAGCCUUGGGUAGAUUGCUUACUAGAGGAAUACUUUAUGCAGAGCGACCGAGAAAAAUCUGAGGGGCUUCCAGUAGCACCGUUCAUGGACCGUGAUAAAGUGACCAAGCCGACAGCACAGAUAGGCUUCCUGAAGUUCGUUCUCAUCCCCAUGUUCGAAACAGUAACAAAGCUGUUCCCAGAAGUGGAAGAGGUGAUGCUCCAGCCACUUUGGGAAUCCAGGGACCGCUAUGAGGAAUUAAAACAGAUAGAUGAUGCUAUGAAAGAGUUGCAGAAAAAGAAAAGUGAAAGUUUGACCACCAGCAGUACCGAAAAGUGAGACGAAAAUGACUUUGAGAAAGACAUAAGCCCUAAGGUUAUUCUGGUUUUGAGAAAUACUGUAUUUGCCAAACAGACAUGGUGACUGUGUCAACUGGGACGAUGUAUGCGGAGGGGUGGCAGGCACGGAUGCCCUGCCUGCCCGUCUGCCUGCCCGGGCGCCUUGUCUACAGCCUGCAGCCUGCUCACACAGGCACUGCCACCAUCAGGCAUUAAGAGCUCCCCUCACUCCAGCAUGCCCACCGCAGCCCCCCCAGCAGGUCUUCCCCUGUGGAUAUUGCACAGGUUGCAGACAGCUCAAAUCUUCAGCAGAUUUGCCUUUUUGGUGACCACACCGACCACAGUCUGUAGAGACAAGGCAGAGUUUAGCUAAGAAGCCUUUUCUGGAAAAUGAUCCACUGGCAUCCAAAAAUAAGAAAAAGUUGUUUUAGUCAAGGUACUAUAUAUGUAUGUGUACAGCAGUCUGCUAAUUACAGCAUAGCUUAACAGAUGCUUAUAUUCUGACAAGGGUCCUGGCAUAUAUUUUUGUUUGCCUAGUAGGCCCUAAUGACACAUUUCUCUGUAUUAGUCUCUGAAUUUUAUAGUGUUCACAGUACAUUCAGAAGCCCAGCAUAGCGGAUGAAGUUUUUGUUUUGUUUUGUUUUCUACGCUAGAAGAAAUCAGAAGAAACCUUAGUGAGUUUGCAGGAUCGCUUUGUGGCCUGCUACAGCUAGACAUCACGGGAUCCUUCAGCACGAGCAAAGAAGGGAGCACAAAGUUGAUACCACUGUGCAAGCAUAGUUUUAUCCUUGUGGAUGCAAAAAGCAACAACAAGAAAAACCUUCAAAGAUGUACAGACUUUUUUAACUUUUAAAUUGAUCUGCUAAAUAAUAUAUUCUUCUA
This is a messenger RNA of Phalacrocorax carbo (great cormorant), 2195 nucleotides long. NCBI's taxonomy places the organism in Eukaryota, Metazoa, Chordata, Aves, Suliformes, Phalacrocoracidae. The record is from RefSeq and is a predicted model, not a curated record.